CAUCCUCAACCACCACAUCAAACACACAGACCAAGCUCAAGCUACAACUGCACACACCCUUCUCUUUCUCUUUCUCUGUUCUUCUCAUUGUAUGGCCGCCAAUUCGAGUAGCCGAGGGAUCACCGCCUUGGGGAAGCGCGUCGCCAACAGGAUCUGGACCACCAAAUCCCCCUCACCUCCUCCCACUUCCAGCAGAAAGGCAGGUGGAGGAGCAGCAUACAGCAGCAGUUCGGUGUACGACAAAAACCCUGAUGAUCAGAUCCAGUCUGGACCUGUUCCAGACGAUGUGAUCCACGCCACUCAGUCCGGCAAGUACUGGGCCCCACACCCACAGACUGGUGUAUUUGGGCCUCCCGGCGACCACCUUGCUUCUCCUCCGACCUCCUCCACUGGCGGUGGAGAAAGCUCCUUUCAUUCUGAUGUGCUGGAGGAGAAGGCCUGGUUCCGCCCCACGAGUCUGGAGGAUUUGGAGAAGCCUCACACCCUUCCUUGAUUACCAACUGCAUUAUAUUAUUAAUAUUACAGAAUAAAUAAAAGACAGACAGACAACACUUGUCACUAGCACUGAACAAGUGAAAGUUGUGUGGGUGAGUGAGUGAGCCUGGUGUCUGGUUCAUUACUCCAUUUAGCUUGCUUUUGUAAAUUUACCUAUAGUACCUUUUAUCUACCAUGAUCAUGUAUGUUUCUUUCUACUUUCAAUAUCACACUUAUGCCUAUGCUUUUACUCAUAAA
Molecule: messenger RNA, 732 nt
Organism: Vigna radiata var. radiata (mung bean)
Lineage: Eukaryota; Viridiplantae; Streptophyta; Magnoliopsida; Fabales; Fabaceae
Product: late embryogenesis abundant protein At5g17165
Exons: 2
Coding region: 92-493 (133 amino acids)
Source: RefSeq, a predicted model, not a curated record